GGGAUGGGAGGAUCUCUCGCCUGACUUCUUUUCCAUCAUUUUUGUCUCCUUAUCCAUUCCCCUUGUCUAUCGUGCUUAAGCUGUCUAACUUGUUUUCUCCAUCAUUUUUUCUCUUGCCACGACAUCAUCCGACCUUCCACUUCUCUUCCAUCUGGUCUGCCGAGAGUGCCAUUUUUCAGCUCUGUCACGUUUUCUGUCUCUCUCCUCUCCCAUUCAUAGUGAGUGCACGAAUGGACCGUCAUUACGUUCCUUCUUCUCCGGUCUGCAUCUCCUCCUCCUACACGAAUCGCUGGUGCUUGCUGUAGAUCGGUCCACCGAUCAAAUCGAGGGAGACACAGAAUCUCCUCGAGAGGUUCGCUUGGAAAAGUGGCAGAAGGAGCGAGUGCUGGAGGUGGUUUGUGUGGGACAACGAGUUAUAGGUGGUGUGUGUGUGUAUGUGCACGCGCGCGCACGUGAGAGAGAGAGAGAGAGGUUCUGGUGUGAUUUGUUUUUCUGCUGAGUUGGUGAGCAAUGGAGGAGACGAUCAUCGAUCUCGUGAGCGUCAGUGGUGGACAAGAAAUGGACAACGUUGCAGGAAUCUCCAUCCUGUACGAUGAGCGGAGCUUGAUAACGAUACUCACAACAGCGUUCCUGGGAGUCCUUGUUCUUAUGUGGCUUUUGCGGCGAUGCGGCCUCAACACAAGGGGCCAGGUGUCGAUCCUCGGCAUUGUGAUUGGCGGACUUGUCGGGUUCUUGCUCUUUGUCGUCCCUCCCCAUUGGUCCCUUGGCAAAGUUACAAUUGCAGAUUUCGACGUGGCAAACUGGGUACCAAGUUUCCUGCUAUUAAGUCCAGAGCUUCUCAACUGGAUUGAUACGGCAUUUUCGCAGCUGAGUGGAGGGCGAUUGCCAGACUCUGCAGGGAGGAUAGUGUUCAUAGUUGUUAUCUUCUGUAUUUUAGCACUCUGGGUUUUGCCGGCUUUGGUGUCGCUUGUGGUUGCUGUCCUCAAGGCUGCUGAAUGUUUCUCUGAUGAGGAGAGUGAAAAUCUGCAGGAAGACGACUUCCACAAAAUGGAAAACUCGUUCCUGACAGGGGACACACCCUCUCGCUCAGAGUUGCACCCAAUUCCUUCUGAAUCUAGCAUGUCAAAGGGGUUUCUAUGUCAGCCAUCCUUGUCAGGGUCAGGGAUUUCUAGAGGCAAUCGUGAGUUGAGCGGUUAUGAUUGGGAUGGCGGUGGGGACAGUGGUGCUUUGCGAAACCCUGCUGAGGACAAUGAUUCACCAGAAGGAUGGCGGAAAACUGUUACUGCCACUGUGAUGAGGCGGGUAGCUGCUGCACAAAAAGCGUCUGCGUCUGCUGCUGCAGAGAGGGAGAUAAAGAGAAAUGUGAUUCUCGAGGAAAAACAGCGGAGGGAUGAGGAGAGAAAGCAACGGAAAGAAGCUCGAAACAGACAAUAUGAAGAAGCCAUGGAGGAGGUCAAGGCUGUUCGGAAAGCGAUUCGGGAAUGUAAGGAAAACUUGAGAAUGGAGGAGAUACGUUUUAAGCGGGCGGAGCUUCAGCUGCUGGAUGAGGGUCUUGUCGACGUCGACAGCGCUAAGCUAGAGGCAGCGAGGAAUGAAGUGGAGGAGUUGAGGAAGUGCCAGCAGGAACUGCUCGAGCAGCGUGACCAGCUAGAAGCGCAGCUAACGAUCGCAAAGUCACAUUUGGAAGCCGCCAAGGCACUGUUUAAGGAGUUGUUGAAGAGGGAUGCACUUGAUGCGGUACCAGAAUCGCCGUUGACUUCGGCAGUGAAAGCGCGUCAGAUGUGCCGUGUGCAAUUCAUUCACCGGCUUUGGCGGAGGAUGGACUUGCGAAUCGCAUGCAGAGGAUGUCAUGUACAGACUAGUCGUUUGGUUGCCACAAGAAGAGAGCAAUGCCACUCUUUGCCUGAUCGGAUGGGAGAAAGGACGGGAGGAGAGAAGAGGAAGGUGUAGGGAGGAGGGUGGGAGCGUCUUUUCCCAUAACAACCACAUCAGGAGUAGUGCCUUGUCAACAAUAAGGAUAAAGACAAACACAGCGGGAGAUCCUUGUUCUGCAUGUUCAUUGGAGGAUGGGCAUGGAGGAGAGGAAGGUGUAGGGAGGAGGGUGGGAGCGUAUUUUCCCAUAACGACCACACCAGGAGUAGUGCCUUGUCAAUAAGGAUAAAGACAGACACAGCGGGAGAUCCUUGUUCUGCAUGUUCAUUGGAGGAUGGGCAUGGAGGAGAGGAAGGUGUAGGGAGGAGGGUGGGAGCGUCUUUUCCCAUAACGACCACAUCAGGAGUAGUGCCUUGUCAAUAAGGAUAAAGACAAACACAGCAGGAGAUCCCUGUUCUGCAUGUUCAUUGGAGGAUGGGCAUGGAAGGAUGGGUAACCCGUACCUAACCCGAAAGCCAUUACGUCGUGCACACAGUGUUUUCCUGAGUUCUGAGGACAGAUGAUGUGUGCCGUGGAGGACAGGGCUGAGCUGCUGAAACAGAUACAGCAGGGAUACCAGUGGGCGGGCCUAGCUCAGUCGGCACACCCAUGAGCUGUUGAAAUACAGACCUGAGUUCGAAUCCGGAUGGAACUGGAUGAAUGAGAUCGAGUACUGGAAAACAAACACAGCAGGGGAUGGCUUGUAGGGAAAGCAAGUGAUGCUUUGGGUGCGUGCGGAUGGCACUCUCUUUGAGCAACCGAGAAUGACACCUGGCCUACUGUGUUAUCUCUGUAGGAGGGCAAGACAACUGUAAAUUCAGGCACAAGUAGAAAGGGUGACAGACACAUUGCUGCAUGCGUAACACAGGCGUAAGAGGAAAUCUUCAAUUUAAACAAUUUUGUAAUUUAACUUCCACGGAGAAUCUCUUGUCUUCGUUUGGUCGGGCAACAGGAUGAAGAAUCUGACGGACUGCGGGUGGCUAAGGCAGCAGCAGGCAAAAGGUUCUUUUUGUACAGUGAUGCUAGCAUACAUCCAAAACGUAGCUCAGCUGGCACAAGGCCGGAGCGUAACCGGAGCCUGCAGCAUGAAGGACGGAACGACUGUGGGUUGGGGGAACUGCUGGACGUGGAAGUGUGGCUGGCUAUCAAGAAGGCCCAGUGGAGUAUAAUGUGCAGAAUGUAAUACAUGUGAUGGCAGGAGUUAUGUAAUUCAUGCAAACAGGAAGAUGGCAGGAGUUAUGUAAUACAUGCAAACUGGAAGAUGGCAGGAGUUAUGUCUUUGAACGAAAGGCCAAUAGUGUUGUCUGGGGACAUAAGCAAACAGGCAAACAGACGGGGGGAUGAACAGGAGGGCAUAGGCCAGAGAAUUGAUGGAUAGGAAGAGUGGUGGACAGACAAACAGGGGGACAAAUAGAUGGCCAGAGGGAACAAAUAGUUGGGUGAAUGGAUCACAAGUUGUUCCAUGUAUCCGCUUGAGAGGUUGGAGUGGUUAAUGAAAGGGCGGGAGAAGGAGAGGCAAAUUCACGAGGCAUGACCGAGCAGAAAUGAACGGACUGGAAGCGUGAUGGACAGGCAAACAGUAGGUGGCCAGAGGGGACGAAUAUUUGGAUGAAGCUAUCACAAGUUGUUCCAUGUAUCAGCUUUAGAGGUUGGAGUGGUUAAUGAAGGGGUGGGAGAAGGACAGGUGAAUUCGCAAGCCAUGAAUGGGCAGAAAUGGAUGGAUGUGUGUGUGAUUGGAUGACUCAAGGAGUGAAUGCAAGGACAGCAGAGAGAGGGUGGGCAAACACACCAGUACCUUUUCCAUGUAUCAGUCGCGGGCCCCUCACCGCGACUUUCGGAGGCCUGAAACGCAACCUAGGCACUUGAAAAACAAAUACGUGGCGGUUAAUACGGGCAACUUUCGGGGGAGGUGCAUCUUGAAUGAAAGUGGCGCCUAGGAUGAUGAAAGAUACGAGUGAGAAGACAUUGAAGAUGUGCAUCUUGAAUGUUCCCAGCCCUGACAGAAGAGUUUUUUGGCAUGGAUGGAAGAGGUGGGGGGGGGGGGGGGGGGGGGGGGGGGGGGGGGGGGGGGGGGGUGUAAGAAGAAUCUGCGGAAAGGUUGCAGAGAUGGUGGGCGACCAAAAAUAUGGUUGUUUGCUCGGUGGCCCGCGGAUGCAAAGAUGAGACUGAGUGCACAGCGCAUUCAACAUUUGCAUGUGGAAUGGUCUGAGUCCUUGCAGGAUCAUAGAGUUUCCAGCGCUGAUUACCUAUUAAACCAUCAGUACUUGGCCCAGCUAUCGGCCGCGGAAAAAUUUAGAGUAGAAAUGUUUCUACUUGGAUGAAUUUGGGCGCUCCUGUAGUGGCCCGUACGUUUCCUAAAAUCGCGUAGCGUUAACGGGCGCGACUUUAGGAAGUACUGGUGGUUUAACAUAUCAUGCAGCUAACUGUUUUGGUGUGGAUGGGGAUGCCAACAAUAUUAGUUAGAAGAAAUUACGAGUGACUUGAUACUUGCUGCGCGAUGGAGGAAAGCAAGAAAGUUGAAGUGAGAGUGUCCCCAUUGGAUGCAGUUGCAGAAAGGGGAGGAAGGGGAGUUUUUGAACUACAUCCCUUGCUGAAGGUGAGCCAACCGAUUCAGACUUUGACAAGCCACACAGGAGUUGUGUUUAGUAUGUUUGUUUGAGUUUUAUGAUCCAAUUUGUCGGCACAAUAGGUAUUGUCGAGUGCAAAGACGAGGCGUAGAUUUGGGGAGGGUGUAUGGUUGUGGACCCGCGGAUUUUUUGAGUGGAUGGUAAUGAGUAUGAGUUCCAAUAUUCUGCAUUUCCUGGAGUAGUAGCGCCGCGCUUCGGACCCUGAGCUUUCCGCGAGAAGGCCCGAAGUUGUGGGUUGAAACGACGUAUGGCAUCAGCAAGAAGACCCUGUUGAAUUUCACUCUGGUUGGACUCUUUGAAAUGACUUCUCAGGGGUAGAAUAAGUGGGACCUUGUGUAAGUGGAAUACUGCUGCAAAAAAAGACCGACAGAAUCAGCAGGGGAAGGACGCAGUGAAUGAGUCUGGUAUCCUUAGCCUCUGGAGUGGUCGGUAGGUCUCGAAGAAGUCCAGGGAUUGAGAUUUGAGCCAUUCCCUGUUGAAUUUCUCUGUGGUUGGACUCUUUGAAAUGGCUUCGCAGGGGUAGAAUAAGUGGGACCUUGUGCAAGUGGAAUACCGCAGGAAAAAAAAGACAGAGAGAAUCAGCAGGGGCAGGGCGCAGUGAAUGAGCCUGGUAUCCUUCGCCUCUGGAGUAGUUGGUAGGUCUCGAAGAAGUCCAGGGAUUGAUAUUUGGAGCGAUUGCUUGAGAAGGUUGGUUGGGUUGAAAUGAUAGAGGGAGUCGGCAGGGGCAGCAUUCUGCAUCUCCAGAGUAGAUGGUGGGCUCUCAAAAAGUCCAGGGAUUUGCAUCUGGAGAUCCUUCAUGAAGGUUGGUUGGGUUGGAAUGAUAGGAGAUGGCCCAAGGGUAGUGAGGGAGGGGGAUGUGGGGAAGCAAUCCAUUCAAAUGCUGGCCAGGAUAUGGCCGGCAUGUGAAUGCGAGGUCGCGUCAAAGUGCCGAUUGCUGGUGGGGAGCAUUGAUUACUGACAGGUGGUACUUUCUUGUAAUCUUCUUUGUUAUGAUUUUAAUAUUACUUCAGGUUAUCUACACAUAUGAUAUACAUUGACAUAAUCAAAUUGUGCAUGUAUAUACAGCACACAAAUUGUGUAUUCUGCGCUGCUUAGUUAUUAUGAUUCCUUGUGUGGUUGGUUUUCUGAACCAUUCCCUCGCCUCUUCUUCUUCUUCUUCUUCUUCUUCUUCUUCUUCUUCUUCUCCUUCUUCUCCUUCUCCUCCUUCUCCUCCUCCUCCUUCUUCUUCUUCUUCUUCUUCUUCUUCUUCUUCUUCUUCUUCUUCUUCUUCUUCUUCUUUUUCUUCUCCUUCUUCCUCUUUUCCUCUUCUUCUUCUUCUCCUUCUUGUUCUUCUUCCUGUAUCCUUGGUAUGUUUUCAGUCGAUCUUCUCCUCCUCUUCCAUCUCCUCCUCCUCCAUUCUCGUCUUUGUUGUCGUACUCCUUCUCCUUCCUCUUCUUCUUCCUCAUCUGCUUCUUCUCCUUCUUGUUCGUCUUCAUGCCUCCUCGGUAUGUUCUCAGUGAAUAGUCAGGUUUUGUGAGAUUUCUCCCUCCUUUCUUCUUCCUCUUCCCACUUGCCUGCUUGGUAUACGGCUACCAUACACAGUUUGACAGAGAGGGAGGGAUAGGGUGCGUGCACAAACAGGUGGAAGUUCGUGGAAUUUUAUUUCGCGUUUUGAAGGGGAUGCAGAGUUCUAGUAGAGCUUGGAUGUUGAUAUCCCUUUUGGAUGGAUAUUUGGUUGGGAGCGAGUUGGCAGUGAUGCAUAGGUGGCAGACUAUUCCCAUUUCGGAGCAGUCGAAGGAGUUCUGAAAAAACUUGGAUGCGAAUGGUUCUUCAGAAUGGGUGUUCAGUUGUCGAAUAUGUCAACCUCUUUUUUUCUGGUAUUUUCAGUUUACGGUUCGCUGCAGGUGUUUCUGACUAUUUUAUAAUUUCCAUCUAGAGCAGCGGGUUUGCUUGAAGAAGCAGCAAAUCGCGAGUUCUGUCGAGUAGUGCAGGUAUUGGUCAUCUUCAUUUCGCAUACAUGGCUGUGAGGCAGCAACAGGCUGGAUUGGUUUAUCUGUGCAUGUACCUUAAUUUUCACCUGGGAAGUUUGGAUGAGCUGUGAAGUCCUAAAGUUGAGAUGACGUGCAGAAAACAGUGGUAGUAGUGCCGAAGAUGGAAGGAAGUGGAAAUGUAAUUGCACUGAUGAUAAUGUAUGAAGAGGAAGAAGAUGCACCGGGAGAGAUUAGACAUUUGUCACACUUUUCGUCUUGUGGUCGAGAGGAAUCUGUUUUGUUUGUGAGACAUCCACGUGGAUUUGUUUCACAUGGGCACAUUGAAUGGUGCUUAUUGUGCUCAGAUUU
Messenger RNA from Chara braunii, 6856 nucleotides. The record is from the annotation of a GenBank genome assembly. Lineage: Eukaryota; Viridiplantae; Streptophyta; Charophyceae; Charales; Characeae.